Molecule: messenger RNA, 1635 nt
Organism: Prorocentrum cordatum
Lineage: Eukaryota; Dinophyceae; Prorocentrales; Prorocentraceae
Source: the annotation of a GenBank genome assembly
CUCCCAGCACGGUUCUCUUCCUCCCUGUCGCCCCCCGUGGCCAUCAGGCGCUAGUGUAGGUUGAUUUGUGCUGCCGUGCCCCCUGCGCUGCAAAAGGGCGCGCCGACCCGACAGCCCCGAACAGGAGGGCCCCCGCUGUCUUCCGAUGGGCGGCGCGCUGACGUCGGUGUGCGUGUCGGUGCCCGAGGAGGUGUCGAUUGUCAUGGUGGGCCUCGACGCUGCUGGAAAGACAUCCAUCCUGUACAGCCUGAAGCUGGGCCAGGCGGUCACGACGAUGCCGACGAUAGGCUUCAACGUCGAGACCUUCUCCCGUGGGAGCCUGAACAUGAAGAUCUGGGACGUCGGCGGCCAGUCCAAGAUCCGGAGGUCGUGGCGCCACUUCUCCACGGGCGCGGUCGGCAUCAUCUUCGUCGUGGACAGCACCGACCACGAGCGGAUGGAGGAGGCCCGUGAGGAGCUGCACAACCUCCUGAGGGAGGAGCAGAUGCAGGAGGCGACCGUGCUGGUCUACGCGAACAAGCAGGACGCGCCGCAGGCCCUGGCCGCCUCCGAGGUGGCCGAGCGCCUCGCGCUGCACAGCCUGCGGAGCACGUCCUGGUUCGUCCAGGAGGCCACUGCCACGCGCGGAGCCGGCACCGCCGAAGGUCUCGAGUGGCUCACGCGCGAGGUGCGCAGCAGGCUGCGGGAGGCCUGCUAGGGCCCCCGAGGGGGGGCCCGCGGCGCGCGGGGCAGCGGCAGGGCCUCGGCAGGCGCGCCCGCACACUCUCCCGUUGUGGACUGCGUGGGGGCGCCGGGCCGAGGCAGCUGCCCAGAAGGGGACGUCCAGCAUCAGCACCAAUCCUGGCCGGGCUCAUCUCGGGUGCUGGGCCUGAUGUCUCCUGCCCAGCGGUCGUUGAAAGUAGGCAUCUCUGGAUUUCCGGAUCCCAGUCUCCUUUCGACGCCUGCCUGCUUCGAGGAUCGAGUGGCUUCACCUUCUCCGUCCUCCUGAGGGGGCGGACGGACGCCACUCCACUCGCACCGCCUUCCCGCUUCAUGCUUCUACCUGCUUCUUCCGACCGAUGGGCGCUCGUAAGAGUGACCCCUCGCCGGAGUGGCCCUGACGGCGGGCCCGUUGGGGUCGCCCGUUCGCCGAGCGCGAUGCGACGGCAGCGUCUGACGCGCUGGGGUUUGGCGCCUCCCCCCCCCGCGCGACUCCCCGAAGGCCACGCACACGAGGUCCCUCUUUGCCCGGGGCCACUCCUGGCGCUCAGCUGCCUCGGUGCGCCCGUCUUGAUACGCAGCACGUGCCGUGCUCAAGCCGUGCGUGUCCAUGCGUUGCGUGUGGGCUCAGCGUGUGGGCCCACGGCUUGGCGAGCGCAUCGCGUGUCAGACCUGCGUUUUCAGUGUACGUGUUGAGCUCCGUCUCAAUACGCUAUACGUGCUGCGUGUUGCGUAUCGGGGCAGCUAAGCUCUUGCGUGUAGCCGAUGAUGGUAAGCUGACCCUCCAGGCACAGGGAGGGCUUAGGAUGGGCUUGGCCAGGGUUGGUAAAUAGUUACCCAGCUGCCUGGGACAAGCCCCGCCACCGUGCCAGCCCGGCACGCAAGGUGGCGCCCGUUCGAAGAGUGCAGGGGGGCUCGUGUCUGGAGGGUUUGGGG